Ricinus communis (castor bean) is the source of this 1764-nucleotide messenger RNA. RefSeq lists its product as uncharacterized. The transcript has 2 exons. NCBI's taxonomy places the organism in Eukaryota, Viridiplantae, Streptophyta, Magnoliopsida, Malpighiales, Euphorbiaceae. Bases 355 to 1299 code for a protein of 314 amino acids. The record is from RefSeq and is a predicted model, not a curated record.
GCCUUUUCUCGAACCUAACCAAAAGGCUUUUUUGCCACAUUUCCACUUCAGUGAACAGUGACACAUCAAUCAAGGCAGACACUACGUGUCCUCUCCUUUCGGCAGUGCUGCACACAUACCCUUCUCUUAUUGGUUACUCUAGUGGGUCCCAAUUCCCAUCGCUUAAUUACGCCUGGAUACACCAAUUCUUUUUCCCUGGCCCAUCCUCUGCUCUCUCCAUGGGAUUUUGCCCAAUCAGAUCUCUUUACUCUUUCUUCCUUGCCCUAGACACGUGGUGGCUUUUGCACCUUCCUUAUUUGAUUAUCGCCUGAGCUCCAUCUUUCAACACAGAGAAGAAGAGAGAGAACAGGAGAUAUGGAUUGUGGAGAUCAGUUGCAGAUGAUAAGCUGUGGCGGUGGUGCUCGGGAUAAGACCACGAUCAACCAGAUAAUGCUCCGAUUCAGGCCGAUUGCACCGAAACCGGCCAACGUUACCGGUGGUCAAGACUGUUCGUUGAUGAGGGACAAGAGUAUUUUAGUUUCUAAAAAAAGAAAAAAAAGGAAGUACGUUAGAGUUACUAAGAAUAGCAACAGAUUAAAAAGAAAUCAACGAAAAAUUCGUCAGAUAUCAUCAUCGGAUCGUGAAAAAGAGAAAGAAAAUGGGAGAGAAAAUGAUGGCGAUGGAUUUAACAAGAUUGUAACUCUCCAGUUGUUACCGGAGCGAAGUGAUGCGUUGAAAGAAUUGGGAGAAAGCGGGAGAUUAUGGCGUAACCGAGAAGAGAAUAAUAAUAAUGAUAAUUCUGGAAAUAAUAAUGAUGACAAAACCAUGAGGGGGCUGAAGUUAAAGCAGCCUGAGACUGAUAUAGCAGAUCAGAGCAUGGUUCCUAAAAAGAAGGUGAUAUUAGAGUCGUGGGUGACAGUGGAAUGUGUGACAGACAGUUGCAUGGAUGAAAGAGGAGGUUUAGGUUGUACGGACGUGGAAAGAGUGAAGAAUCUAGAGGAGAACACGCGCCCUGGGUUUAUAACAGACGGUUCAGACACUGUCCGGUGGGUGAAUGGGGCUUAUAAGAGGAGGAUGAUGAAAGAGGAAAAUAAUCAAGAAAUGGAAAUAAUGGUUUGGCUGGUGACCAAGGGCAAGCUGAUGCCAUAUGCUUACUGCUCAGCAUUUACGUGUUGGGUUAGACUACAGUAUUACAUGACAUUGGAGAAAGACAACUACUACUGUUGCUCGCAAAUUGUGCCGUGUGAUGUUUGGAGAAUGGACUGUGGAGGGUUUGCAUGGAGAUUGGACGUUGAGGCUGCACUCAGUUUGGGCCGUUGAAGCACAUUAAAACAAAACAGCUUCUCCAUCUCCAUCUAGUGAUCAGGUUGUCUAGAUUUUAUACAUGGGAUGCUUUUGAUCAAGUCAGAAGAAAACAUUCGAGUAUGGUAGUCUUCAAGUGUACAUAUUAUGCAUAGGUUGAAGUGUUUCUCAUGGCAACGAGUUAAUAGCCAAUACAGGCAUUAGGCAGGUCUCUUCAGUAAGGAUUUUGCAAAGCAAAGGUACCUCAGAUAUUAACUGUUAAGGUCUGUCUGGAAAUUGUACCAUUCUAAAAGGGCAAACAAAAGAACCUUGUUUGAGGUCCAACUUUUAGGAUUGGAAUCAGGGCUUUAGACACUAUGUCGGUGACGACAAUAUUGCACACUUCGUAGAAAAGGGAAAGUUGGCAUGUAACAUAAGCACCGGCUUUUGGGGUUGUCUUUCUACUGCUUGCUCAGGUCUCAAAAUAAGAACUGUUUUUGAGCA